UGGUUUGCUUCCCGCUCGCCCAUUCGCUUCUCUUUACAAAGGAAGGCGCCCUCGUGUCUUUGUGGCCGCAUCUCCUCGCCUCCUUCGUCUUCGUAGAAGAUUUAAAAACUUAAACUUAAACAAUAAAUUCUCAAGUCCAAAACAGCAACAGCAGCAGCAUUCGAGUAAACGCGUUAAUUUCGUAAGGGGGCGAUAGCGAAGCGAUCAGGUUUGCGAACACUCAGGGACACGGACAGAGAAAAGGGGGUAUAAAAAUUCGUCGUCUUUUUUUAAAAAGGCUUUAUUAAAAUAAAACCACCACACACACACCCACGCGUCGACUAACGACUUACUUUAGGUGAACCAUGGCAGACGCGGUUGUUGACGCGAGCCCAAAGAAGGAGCUGAAGGAACCCAAAGAGCUGAAGGAGGCCAAGGAGGAGGUGACGGUGGACGGGGACACCAAGCCAGCAGCGGAGAACGGCGGCGGAGACAACAAGACCCCUGCCAACGGCACCACUGAGUCCGCAAGUGGCGAGAAGGAGAAUGGCGAUAGCAAGGCUGCCUGCAAGGUUGACGGUGACGAUAAGCCGGUGGACUCUGCGGAGGAGGAGAAGGAGGAGAAGAAGGAGAAGAAGGAGUCGUCCCCCGUAGACGCAGCGUCGUCCACGAAAGAGGGCGACUCUGCUGCCACGACAGAAGCCGACAAGGUGACGGAGGCCACCAAAGAAGUCGCCGUCGCCACGGCGGACGAGAAGGCCGAGGGCGGGGACAAGACGGACGGAGACGACAAGAAGAAGGAGGAGCAGCAGCAGAAGGAGGAGGAGCCGGCGGCUGCGAAGGAGGUGGAGGAGGUGAAGGAGGUGAAGGAGGUGGAGGAGGAAGCGAAGGAGGAGGCGGCGAAGGAGGAGGUGGUGGCGAAGGAGGUGGCGAAGGAGGCGGCGGUGGGCGAUGUUGGCAUCAAACGCCCGGCUGAUGCCCCAGCGCAGGAGGAGUCUGGCGAGAGUGACGCCAAGAAGCAGAAAUCCGAGAAUGGCGACGCUGCCGCUGAGUCAACCGCCUAGAGUCGUCCUCACCAGCCGCUCACCACGACUCACCACCACCACCACCACG
Messenger RNA from Petromyzon marinus (sea lamprey), 1092 nucleotides. RefSeq lists its product as uncharacterized. Lineage: Eukaryota; Metazoa; Chordata; Hyperoartia; Petromyzontiformes; Petromyzontidae. The record is from RefSeq and is a predicted model, not a curated record.